Messenger RNA from Paramuricea clavata, 1140 nucleotides. Lineage: Eukaryota; Metazoa; Cnidaria; Anthozoa; Malacalcyonacea; Plexauridae. The record is from the annotation of a GenBank genome assembly.
AUGAACUUUUACAAAAUAAUGGAAGAGGAACAAAAUGAAAAAAUAUUAGAAAGUAAAAAAGAAAAAUACCAGGCAAUGGAUCAACCAAGUAAAAAUGAGUUGGUUUCAAUACGUUCCAACGAAAUCAUGGAAAAGCACAUGUCAUUAGAUGAAAAUCAAAAAACAGUUGUGCUGAAUAAAGAGAGCGAAAAUCGGUUGAAAAAGAUAUCUCAACCUCAAGACAUUGAAUCGUGUAUUACAGUAUUUCAAAAGAAGAUCAAAGCUGGACCAUUUCAUAUAUGUUGUGUGUGUAACCGAACAUUGUAUAAAAAGUCUGUAAUGGUCUUACAAAAAGAGAAAUAUCCUCGCCAAGAUUGUUUUGUUAUUCAACCUUCGUUUGAUUGCAAAAAGUACAUCUGCAAAACUUGCCACUCCAAAUUAAUAAAAGGUCAGCAGCCCUGUCAAGCCGUGAUUAAUAAUUUGUUUGUUGAUGAAACCCCAGGGGAGCUUGCUACAUUAGAGAAACUUGAACAAAUUCUUAUUGCACAGAGAAUAGUUUUUGAAAAAAUUGUAAUAAUGCCGAAAGGACAACAAAGAAAAAUUAAAGGUGCAAUAUGCAAUGUGCCAGUUGAAUGUAGUCAAACGUGCAAUGUUCUUCCCAGACCACCUGACAGAUCUGGGAUAAUUUUACUUAAAUUAAAAAGGAAACUUCAAUUUAGAGGUCAUGUUUACUUCCAAGCAGUUCGCCCUCAGAUUGUAAUUAAUGCAUUAAACUGGCUUGUUGCAAACAAUCCUUUAUACAAAAAUAUUCAAAUUCAUUGUAGGAAUAUCAGCUCAGACUUGACAAAUUUGAACUGUCCUGUAACUGAUCAAGAAAAUACAGACGAACCAUCACAAACACAAACACAAACACAAACACAUGCUAUUAAAGAAGUGGUCGAUGACGAGGCUGAAGAGCAAGACGACCCAUUAAAUGAACAUCGCUCAGCUGCAAGUGAAACAUGUCUUCAAUCCAUUUUGCCAAAUUAUCCUGUUAGUGUUGAAAAUACCGACUGUGAUAAUUCAACAGGAAGAGAGGUUUUCAAUAUUGCACCUGGUGAAGGUAAACACCCUGUAUCAAUGAUGACUGAUAAACUUUGUGAGAUUUGGCUAUACUGCUGA